UCCUAGCAGCCGACCGAUGUGAUAACAAGCGUGAACGGUCUUUGCUUGUGCACCGCAAAAUAUCCUUGUUUGCAGUGUAUUGGUGCUGUAUGUACCUAUACGUACGACGAUCAUAGCAAGUUAACGAGGCAGUCACGCGCCUGAUUGGUACGGGAGGGUGGCGAAUUGCUUCAUACAUGCAUCGUUAGGAAUUUGCGUUGUGAUGUGAUGCUAGCCACAUUAAAAUCUCGGGGCUUCAUAAAUCUUUUAAACGUCCUUCGGAAAGCAUCGAUUAGAACGGUUAUCGGUUUUGGAGCGCCGCUCAGUUCGCUAGCGUCAUUCGGUCUGAAAGCAUCCGUGAUAAACCCGCCCAAUCCGGAGGAGAAAGGGACAGCUUGUUACCAGUGAAGUGAAGCACAUAUGAUUGUGAACGGUUGUGACCCAGUGAUCAUCUCGAGAAACAACUUAAACUCAUCGGUGGUAAAAUGUCUCUGCAUCCGGUUGUUUCCUACAAGGAACCACACAAAUCGCCGACGUCAAUCACUGGGAGUACACCAGGAGCUACCAUUGCGUCUAAAACGCCAUUUUCGAUUGAGGAUAUUCUGUUUCAGAACGGAGCCGGAAAUAAUAACAAUAAUAACAGUAGCAGUACCAAUUUCAACGUAAAGUCUAUCGGAGAUACCAAGCUCCAAGGAGUAUCGCCUGGCUCACAAGUGAUUGAUAGUGGCGGAAGCAAUAGCAGUAGUGCUUCAUUGGACUCCUGCGCGGGAACUCGAAAAGUGCCGCAGUUUAGUAAUAAUAGCAGGACCAUCAACGGUUACAAUAAUAGCAGUAAUUUGGGUGAUAACAACGUGAUAAAUAGUGCUAGCAACAACAAUAUUGGCAAUAGGAAGAAUGUGAACUGUGUGGUUGGCAGCAGUGAAGAGGAUUACAGGAAAACAUUACAAGCGGAAAGGUACAGCAAAAUAUCCCACAACCAUGCGAACGGCAGCGCGUCCGGACCAGCCGGUCCACAUUUCAGCAGCCCCAAUCCGAGUGUCAUCUAUUCGGGCAAUCCGUACGGCGACCCGGGAUACCUACAGAUGGCACUGGGAGCCUACCUUGCACCAUCUGCCAGCGGUUACAAGACAGUCGACCCGUACUUUCUCUCGCAGGCGGGACUAUUUGCCGGCUCUCCUCUGUUUCCCGGUGGUGGCUGCCCGGACAUUGCGCUCGGACUGGGCAUGGGUAUGAGCGCUUUGCGGCACUGUCGGCGUCGAAAGGCUCGGACCGUGUUCAGUGAUCCCCAGCUGACCGGGCUGGAGAAACGGUUCGAAGCUCAGAGAUACUUAUCGACACCUGAACGUGUGGAAUUGGCCUCGGCAUUGGGUCUCAGUGAGACCCAGGUCAAAACCUGGUUCCAAAAUCGUCGGAUGAAACACAAAAAGCAACUGCGACGACGAGAGGUCAGCAAUACUGAACCGGUGGACUUUUCACGCAAUGAAUCCACCGGCGGGUCCGGCACUACUACUUCAGGGCCAAACAACACUGGAACUGGAACUUCCAUCCAAACCCAUUCGACGGCCGGUGGUUCAACGGCGAAUCGGCUCAACAGCGUCGCUGGUGCUUCUGGAACGGAGAAAAAUGCAUUCUCAAUGUACAGCAACAGUGGCCAAAAGCAGUCAAAUGGCGCCAAACCCAUUGGCGGACCGAUGGCCCUUGGGCCGCCGAUGGGUGGAAUUCUCAAAGGAUUACAUCACAGUUCGACGAAUUCCUCAUUCAGCUUGGUUCGGCGAACAAUGCUGGAUCAAACCGGAGAUGCUCUUAGUGAUGAUGACGACGAGUAUGUAAAUGAUUCUGACGACGAUUGUAGUGAUGUGGACAUUUUAGGUGAUGAAAAGGGCUACAUGACGUAGGUGGAGUCAAUUCUUGUCAGUUUUAAAACGUAGGAAAUCUAGUCAUCCGCUGUAAGCAAGAUUCGAUACACUUUGCUGUGCGACGAAAAACCAAUCUGUACAAAAUUAGUUGUUCCCAGUGUAACACAUUUAAUCUGCACUAAUUUACCAGUGAAACAUUCUGUACAUAAACUCGAUUCAUAAUUCUAAAAUAAACCUGUAACUAGAACCAAUGAACACUAAUUAUAUCUGGUAUAGCGUUGUAAUUUGCAACCACAAAAGCGGAUAA
Messenger RNA from Topomyia yanbarensis, 2142 nucleotides. Its product is annotated as brain-specific homeobox protein. The coding region runs from base 465 to 1874 and encodes 469 amino acids. Lineage: Eukaryota; Metazoa; Arthropoda; Insecta; Diptera; Culicidae. The transcript has 5 exons. Gene Ontology annotation, biological process: regulation of DNA-templated transcription. Gene Ontology annotation, molecular function: DNA binding; DNA-binding transcription factor activity, RNA polymerase II-specific. The record is from RefSeq and is a predicted model, not a curated record.